GGACGAGCAACUGGAAAAACUUAGGAUCAACUAUAUGAAAAUGGAGCAACUUGUAGCUGCCAAGGACAGCCGUUUGGAAUCCCUAGAACUUAAAGUUCAACAUCAAGAAAUACUGGAAGCUAAAAUGAUUCGACUUGAGACUGAAGUGACUCAAAUGAAAGCUCAAGCGAUUCGGGCACAAGAGCCGAGGCUGUUAACUGCCCAGCAGCAAAGUCGAAAUUACAUCAACGCUACUAGUCUGAGGCAAGGGACAACUCAAUUACCCAAAUUCUGCGUGGACCUUAAAAUUAUGGGCCACACUUUGAGUGGAAUGUUUCUGAUUAAGGGAGUCAAAACCGUCGAAACUGUUUUCUGCGAUUUUACUCUCGCCGCAACCGAUCCGAACUUUCAGAGGUGGAUUGGCUACGCUGAUAUCAAGUCUUCGCCCGUUUCCUUCCACGCGCAGAGAGUUGGACUCUACGACGCAGUCAACACUGUUGUUCCCUACAACCUAAUAAGGCUGAAUAUUGGCAAUGCCUUGAACCCAUCGACCGAAGUGUUUGUCGCUCCGAAAGCAGGCAGAUAUUAUUUCGCUUUCACGGGUUUGGGUUGGGCCACUUACGUCAAAGUUCAGCUGCAGGUGAAGGUGGGAUCGGUCGAUUGGAUCAAAAUCGGAGAAGCCCACGGCACAGCUUGGAACACGAUGGCACUCCAGUCGACUCUGCAACUCGCCAAAGGCGAUCAAAUUCGUUCGGUACACCUUCUGGGAGUCAUUCACGACGCCGAUGGCAACAAUUUCAGCGACUUUGUUGGCUACCUGCUCGAGGAAGAUGUUUUUGGUUGUUAA
Daphnia pulicaria is the source of this 826-nucleotide messenger RNA. RefSeq lists its product as uncharacterized. Bases 35 to 826 code for a protein of 263 amino acids. NCBI's taxonomy places the organism in Eukaryota, Metazoa, Arthropoda, Branchiopoda, Diplostraca, Daphniidae. The transcript is spliced from 4 exons. Gene Ontology annotation, molecular function: protein binding. The record is from RefSeq and is a predicted model, not a curated record.